This is a messenger RNA of Suillus bovinus, 2094 nucleotides long. RefSeq lists its product as uncharacterized. The transcript has 16 exons. The coding region runs from base 1 to 1854 and encodes 617 amino acids. The record is from RefSeq and is a predicted model, not a curated record. NCBI's taxonomy places the organism in Eukaryota, Fungi, Basidiomycota, Agaricomycetes, Boletales, Suillaceae. Gene Ontology annotation, molecular function: GTP binding.
AUGGCUGAUUCUCUUCACCCCUCAACGGUUUCCUGUCCUCUCCACAUCUUUGGUAUCACCGUCGAUUUCAGCAAGUCGAAAAUCAACGUAGUGUCUGCUGAAGCACGGAUCAGCAAGUUGAAUUCGCCACAUGGACUCGAACGCGAAGCAGGAAAGAGUCUGCGACGGACGUUUUCUCCACAUAUGGUGCUGUCUCGCGAGGAUUCAUUUUCCUUGCAUCUGCGGUAUAGGAAAGGUCUUAGAACCAAGCAUGAAGACAUUAUUUUCGACACAGAUGACAUGAUCCGCGCAUAUAAUGCAAGCGAAAGACAAGAAUACAUCAAGUUUCAUAAAAACAUCAAUAUUGUCGUUGACCUUUCCGGAAAUACAACAACAAAAGUUGAUCAGUCCGUCUCUUCCGGUCAAAGUCUUGAGCUACGGUCUACCACUUCCGAAAUAUUUCAGAGCUAUCCUCGGUUCCGAAUUUUGGUGAUAGGAAAGACUGGCGUCGGAAAGUCGUCACUGAUCAAUCACGUGUUUGGAGUGGAAAAAACGAUCGCUUCGCACGAUAAACCAGGCGAGGUUAGCAUCGACGAUGAGUUCAGCUCACCUCAAAACAAGAGGUUUGUUUUGCACGACAGCAAAGGUUUUGAGCCGGGAGACGAAAAGAACCUCAAAAUAGUCCAAGAUUUCAUUGAACGUCGGAAGGAAAUGACUCCCGAAAAUCAGUUGCAUGCUGUUUGGAUUUGCUUCGAGAUACCUCGUGCAGACGGACGUUUGCUAGAGACAGGAACGGAUGAAUUCCUGACGUUAAAAAGUAGUGGAAAGCUAGGAAACGUUCCCGUUAUCGUCGUUUUUACCAAGUACGAUAUGCUCAUCGAUCGCGUGGAGCGAACUCUAGAUGAAAGCUCUCUCGAUGGAUUAAGCGACCAAGCUGUCAAGGAACUUAUCAAGAACAAAGCAGAAGCGGAGCUGCAGGAUAUCUGCAUUCGACCUCUAGAAAAAUUUGCGGGGGAGGGUGAUGUACGAUUUCCCCACGCUACUAUCUCUACAGAAGAAGUGUAUAAGGAGACGCUCACCCACCUGAUCCAAAUAACUGAAAAAUGUGUCGGUCUGCAUUCUGCGCCCGAGGCCGCGGUGAUAACCUCCAUCGCUCAGCGAGUUCAUCCUGGACUCAAAGUAAAAGCAUCGAUCGAGGUUGGCAAGAAAAAAUAUUGGAAGGCACUUGCAUCAAGCACAACGUUCAAGAACCACAAGACAUGGGAUUGUCUGUAUGUGCUUCACACUGACAUCGUCAAUGUAUGGAACUUCUAUGACCCACAUCAUUACUUGCGCAGCCAAGAGUUCAGGGAAUUGACAACGAACAUAGUCGAUAAGCUAGAAGUUGGACCCACACCUAAUCCCACCCAGACCAUGGCUUUUGGGUUAUCCAUGGUCGGCACUAUCGCAGGCAUCGUGACUGCCCUGGCGGGACCUGCGGCUCCCAUCGUAGUACCAAUCGCAGUAGGCGCCGUACUCGCUGUAUGGGUUCACGAUGUAUACAAGAUAUCCCGCGCAGUGCUUCAACGCUUCAUGGCGUACAUAAUCCACUUAACGCUGGUGUUGCAAACAUUAUAUCUGGUAUCAGAAGGCAAGGAAAUCACUCGUAGGGCCAUCAAACUCUCCAUCGCUUCCUACCUCGCCUCCCCAAUGAGCGGAGAAGUUGUUGCUCGGAUUCAGGAGUACGAUAGGCAGUUGUCCAUCCUGGAACGCACAGAUCGCGACAUCUUGGAUAAAAUCAUUGAGGUGAUGCAAUUUUACAGCAUCGAUGCGGCACACAUGUCCGACCUUCGGGGAAAGCUCUCCGUAGAUUUGACAUCGGACGAACCAUGGUGAAUCGAGAGGUCGUAGCACUCGAUUGUUAUUUUCGCUGAUGGUUUUGUGCAUGGGCGGUGUCUGACGCGAUUUUAAAUGGUACUAACUUGUACUAUAUCACUUGGAUUCAUGGCCAGCCAUAACACUGUAGGGUAUGAUAUACUGUGUUCUAUUAAUGACAUGUACUUGCUGCUAUAUUUGAUUCGAGCCCUCUCAAUGUGCCAAAGUGCUGUAUCAAUACAUAAACACCGGGCCUCAUGC